Messenger RNA from Anopheles funestus (African malaria mosquito), 3487 nucleotides. Its product is annotated as DNA-binding protein D-ETS-6-like. Gene Ontology annotation, biological process: cell differentiation; regulation of transcription by RNA polymerase II. The record is from RefSeq and is a predicted model, not a curated record. Gene Ontology annotation, molecular function: DNA-binding transcription factor activity, RNA polymerase II-specific; sequence-specific DNA binding. Gene Ontology annotation, cellular component: nucleus. The transcript is spliced from 5 exons. Lineage: Eukaryota; Metazoa; Arthropoda; Insecta; Diptera; Culicidae. The coding region runs from base 1334 to 2467 and encodes 377 amino acids.
GCUAAGCGUUUAGUGACGUGGUAAGUGCGAAACGAACUGCUCUAUAAAAAUUAAUAGGUAUCUGACUUAUAAAUGGCGCUUAAGUGUGACACAUAGAAUUUUAGUAUCCUGAACUAGAUCGCUAGUAGAUAUUUGGAAACUUUCAGCUCCUGCAUUGGAUGCUCUCCUGUUACUAGAAUUGAACCAAUUUUUCUUUUGCACCUCGGUAUCGCAAAUGACGACGAAGCUCGCAUUUUUCGGCGACAACGAUUUUAAACGAUGUUGAGAGCAACUGCUUUGAAAUGGAGAUCAAAAAUUAAUUUUUAUAUUUUUUUGUAAAUCUAGAUAAAUAAUUUAUCGUUCACUUUUAAAGACAGCCGAAAAUGCUGUGUGAUUUUGUAUGCAAUAUGACAGCGUUGUUUGCAAGUGCCAGCAUGAAGACGUCAAAAUCUGCCAGCAAGAUUGCCGAAACAGGCAGCAUAAAAUUACAUUUUAAACGACUUUCAAGCAACAAUAUUAUCAGCAAAAGAGUGGAAAAGUGUUUAAAAUUUUAUUUUGUGAUGUGAAAUUAUUGCACAAAAUUCACUAAACUAUCGAAUUUGCUAAUUCUCAGCAUACAGUACAUCCGCGGAAUGGGCCCGUUUCAUUGCACCUUGCAUUACAUGCGCGUUACCUGUUUUGAAGCUGGGAAAACCCAAUCAAUCGAUGAACAGCGCUUACCCGUUUGCUUGAUUAAUAUGCGCAGAGCGUUAGUUGUCCAAUUCCAAAUAAUAAUUCAACCUUCGUUCAGAAGUGUUAGCUGCUUCAGUUCAGUUCAGACCGUUGUUAUUUAGCAAAAUUUCCAUGCUGCUGUUGCACACAAAUACACGCUACACGUCAUGCGAUUCCGCGAACCGCACUUUCGAUCUGCGCGAGCGGAUUUGUCUUGCGCGUACACACAGCAUCCACGAUCUACGCGUCUCGUUUUCGCUUGCGCUCGGCGCGCUUAGGCUUACCGUGGCAAGCACGUGCUUUUGAGCGCGAAUGAAUCACGAAUUUUAUGAAUGAAACGCGUACUACGGCGGUGAUGGCCAGCGCGUCUUCGGGACGCCACCGGUUGGUUUGUACCAGAGUGGGCGCUAACGGAAAUCUUUACCGCACGUCACUCUUGUUUCGAUCGUUCGCUGAUCAACAUCGUGCAGUUAGAAGAUCGCUGUUGAUUGUAAACCUGCGGCCGGGUAUUGGUGGUAAAGUGCAUUAAUUACAGUGUGCUAUCAGUGUAGAGUGUAGCUUUAAAUGUUCCCUAAAACGUGUGCGAAGGUGUUGUGCAAUUUUCCCAAAAGCAAAUGGAAUGUGAAGCGUGUGACAAAGAAAAAUGCAACGAGAUGAGGACGACCUCUGCACAGAACGUGGCCAAGUGCGUGAUUCAUCGACGGACAGUGAAGACGGCGAGGACAGUGAGCAAACUUACGUACCGAAUAAUCCGCACCAGUGGAAUGCAGAGCACGUGACGGCGUGGAUUUCGUGGGUUUCGAAAAAUUUUGAUAUUUACCCACCGCUCGAACCGGCCCGAUUUCCACCGACCGGUCAAGAAAUUGCCCAGUUUACGAAAGCAGAUUUUUGGGUGUGUGCCGGUAGUGCCGCCGGUGGAAAUACGCUGGCGAAACAUUUCGCUCAUCUCAUCCACACCGGCACCGGGGAUGGGAACGUUGGACAGAAGCUAGCCAGCGACAUUGAUCCAGAACCAUAUCAAUUGCUUAAUGCAGCAUCACACAGACUAGUAUCUCAAGGUGGUCAAAUACAGCUGUGGCAGUUUCUUUUGGAACUGUUGGCCGAUUCAUCGAAUGCACCUUGUAUUUCUUGGGAAGGAACUAAUGGAGAAUUUAAAUUAUCCGAUCCGGAUGAAGUUGCCCGCCGUUGGGGAGAACGUAAGGCGAAGCCAAACAUGAACUACGAUAAGCUUAGCAGAGCUUUAAGAUAUUACUACGAUAAAAAUAUUAUGACAAAAGUGCAGGGUAAGCGGUAUACGUACAAGUUCGAUUUUCACGGUUUGAUGGCCGCAUGUCAGGCGCAAGCACAGCUCACUGAUACCGGUACGAAUGGUGCGAACAUACUUUCCGGUUGCGGUUCCUACGGAUCGAGUCCGGCCUCUACUACGUCCUCGAUGAAAUCGCCCACCAAUUCCAGCCCGACGCAGCCCCAUUACGCCACUGCUGUUUGCCAUUCGGCGGCCGUGGUUAGUACACCGACGGCAACGAAAAGCACCAUCACCACCAGUGGUACCACUCUGUCGAACAGCUGGUUGCCUUACAGUGCCACGUACUCGAAUCUGCUCGUUCCCACAACCUACCCCACAAGUACUUCUACUGCUGCUACCUCAUCCGCAACCUCAAGUGCGUCAACGGUACAUUCGAAUUCGAACUCGGUUCUUCCCACUGCGUCACUCUCCGCAUCCAGCUCGCCCGAUACUAUCAGCUUCGCGGAUGCGGUGUCCUCGCAUCUUCGCUAGCACGGCGUCAAAUCUAGCGCAACAUAUGAAGGUCCUCUAUAGAAGCUAUACGAUGAUAUUACCGAUAAUACGACUAGAAUUGUAAUGCAUAAGUAUAAAUACGUUUCUAAACAUACGCAGGCAGUUGUUGUUUUUUUCUCUUUUGUUUACAAAAAAAAUAAUACGUUUUUCGGCAUUACGUCAUAAUCGUGCGAUUCCCUGUUUCCACCCCUCCAAUAUUUCAUCCAAUUCCGAAUUGCAGCAUUGUUUUCGAACUGGUUCCAGUGCUAUUAACACCUUCCGGGCAGUGAGUUUGCAAAAAAGCAAAAGGGAUCGCAACCCUCCGUACGCGAGCAACCCCUGUUUUCCGAAACAUCAAAGCAGGCGUGUUGUGACGGGCGAGCUAAUCAAAUCGGUUCCAGUCAACACGUUCCACGAGGAUAUAGCACGCGGCUAAAUGGCCCUAAAUAGCAUCCCCAUCCCUCACCCCACCCCCUCGUUUGGUACCCUUUUUUUGCUGUUUUCUCAUGAUCGAAGUGAUAAAGGUCACUACCAUUACAGUUAAACCACGCUACGGAUGUUUGCGAUCGACGGCGAUCGUGCGUUCCACACAAUCGUGCACAACAAGAAGCGCAUUCUCUCCCUUUGGACGAUUGUUUGUUUGUUUGCCCGUCUGUCUGCUUGUGUGUCUCUUUUCUUGCAAAAACCACUUCCAAAUCGACCCUUUUGUUCGACACAGUACGGUACUUCUGUUCCACCAUGAAUCCACAAGAUCCGUAAAUCAAUUACUUUGUACCGGGUGCAAUGUUGGAAAUGUUGCCGAAUGCUUUCACUCACAUGCCGUGCAAUCCCACGGGCAGGCGGACGGUAAGUGGGCAUCUAAUUGUUGCUAAGCAGCCCAUUCUAAGGAUCCCGAUUGUAGUAACCGGGCACGGUCUUCAAAUCUGCCACUCAACUCCGACCGGCACGGAACGAAAACGAAACCCCAAGCCAAGCGCAAAUGGAUGGAAAUGGGAAUCGGUUGUGGGUCAGCGAUAUGCU